Molecule: messenger RNA, 1044 nt
Organism: Moneuplotes crassus
Lineage: Eukaryota; Ciliophora; Spirotrichea; Euplotida; Euplotidae
Source: the annotation of a GenBank genome assembly
UUUUUUUGAAAAAUGGACAUAGCUACGCCAGAGAUGAAGACAGCCAUGAUGAUGAUGAAGGAGUCUCUGAAGGAAGAGCAGAAGGAUAAUCUGGGCACUGCAGCUAACAUGCUGCAGGAAGUCAUCAAUAUCUUUGAAGAUAACAUGCAUCUCUAUAAGGGUUCUGAAAAAUACGAGGUCUUCCAGAUCUCCUACAGCUUCAACCAGAAGAGACUUACAUCUCUUAAGAACAAGAUUCAGGAGAAAUAAAAAGGAAGAGUCUAAGAAAGGAGAAGAAAGUCUUAUUUCAAAAGAACAAAUUUUACUUUACACCGGCGAAGGUCUCUAUGAGAAGGACUUCCAAGAUUCUGGUCUGGAGGAGAACAGUCCUAAACUAGAGCCUAAGCCUUUUGAUUCCAUGCUAAGACCCUUUUGGAUGAUGAGACGGAUCUGUGAGACUAUGGAUAAGGAAGGUGGCUACAUUACUGAAAAUCUCUUCAUUCCAAAGUAUAUCUGGUUUCAGAAGAAAACUCUUAUCCCAGAAAUUGAAAAGAAAGUUGAAUAUUGUGAGUCCAUCCAGAAGGAAUUUAAGAAAGUAGGAAUCAUAUAUCGUAAAAAUUGCUUAUCAAAGGAGAGAACUGAGAUCCAGAACUUAGUAGAAAUACUACAUGGCUACAGGCAGUCAAUUUACAAUGAUUUUCCUUCGAUAAACGAUGACACUAAGAAGCCUGAGUCUACAUGGAACAAGAUUAGUAAAGGUAUCGAGCUAAUCGCUCAUAAGAUUACAAAGGGAGCCUUUGUAACCUCCACGAGGGAAUAUGCCAAAUGCUUGAAAGACUUGUUCGUGGAGACCUAUUUCAUCGAAGAGCUCUGUAAGGAAGAGACUGACCAAGACCUUGCCUGCAUCUGUCACUUCUUAAACAAUGUUGUUGUAGCCCUUGCUCUUAGUGACAUCAAGUUCCUCACGAAGGAAUACCUCAAGGUAAUGAAGAAAGAGUCUUUACUCAAGAGCAUGAUGAAGGUCAAAGGUGCAAUGUAGGCUAUUUCUGGUGCUUCAAUUUUAGA